This is a messenger RNA of Budorcas taxicolor (takin), 1028 nucleotides long. RefSeq names its product peroxisomal biogenesis factor 11 alpha (gene PEX11A). Bases 85 to 828 code for a protein of 247 amino acids. NCBI's taxonomy places the organism in Eukaryota, Metazoa, Chordata, Mammalia, Artiodactyla, Bovidae. Gene Ontology annotation, biological process: peroxisome fission; regulation of peroxisome size. The record is from RefSeq and is a predicted model, not a curated record. The transcript is spliced from 3 exons. Gene Ontology annotation, cellular component: peroxisomal membrane.
CCGACGCUCCCGCGGGGGACUGUCGGCUGCCCCUGAGGACUAGUGACAGAGCCCGGUGCGACGCGUGUCCUUGGGCUGGGUGCCAUGGACGCCUUCAUCCGCUUCACCAAUCAGACCCAGGGCCGGGACCGACUCUUCAGAGCCGCUCAGUACACAUGCAUGUUGCUUAGAUAUUUGUUAGAGCCUAAAGCUGACAAUGAGAAGGUUGUAAUGAAGCUCAAGAAACUGGAAUCCAGUGUGAGCACUGGCCGUAAAUGGUUCAGACUAGGCAAUGUGGUGCAUGCUCUCCAGGCGACACAGCAGAGCAUUCGUGCCACUGACCUGGUGCCCCGCGUAUGCCUAACAUUAGCCAGCUUGAACCGUGUGAUGUAUUUCAUCUGUGACACCGUCCUCUUCGUGAGGAGUACAGGGCUCGCCUCUGGUGUUAACAAAGAGAAAUGGCGAAGGUGGGCUGCCCGCUAUUACUACUAUUCUCUUCUGCUGAGCCUGGUCAGGGAUGUCUAUGAAGUCUCCCUGCAGAUGAAACAGGUUGCACACGACAGGGCAAAGAGGGAGAAGUCAGCAUCCCAGGAUACCCUCAGGUACAGUGUGGCUGACGAGGAGACAGAGUGGCUCCAGUCCCUUCUUCUUCUCUUAUUCCACUCUCUGAAGAGGCAUCCUCCCUUGUUUCUGGACACAGUGAAGAACUUCUGUGACAUCCUGAACCCCUUGGACCAGUUGGGGAUCUAUAAGUCCAAUCCUGGCAUCAUAGGCCUCGGAGGCCUCGUGUCCUCUGUAGCAGGCAUCAUCACUGUGGCGUAUCCUCAGAUGAAACUGAAGACCCAUUGACAUGGUUUCAGGCUGAAGACAAGUAUCUGCUUUGAAGACAAGCUGUAAGUGAAAUGGACAUUUGCACUAGGCACAGCCGUGUCAUACUGUGCUUGAGGACUUAUUCACAUGAACAUUUAGUGACUGUGAUGUGAACAGAGGUGGGGCCAAGGAUGGUGAAGGGGAGAGCUUGAAGAUUUAUGUGUUUUCUAGAGUGUGGG